This is a messenger RNA of Python bivittatus (Burmese python), 2177 nucleotides long. RefSeq names its product phosphate cytidylyltransferase 2, ethanolamine (gene PCYT2). Gene Ontology annotation, cellular component: cytoplasm. Gene Ontology annotation, biological process: phosphatidylethanolamine biosynthetic process. The record is from RefSeq and is a predicted model, not a curated record. Gene Ontology annotation, molecular function: ethanolamine-phosphate cytidylyltransferase activity. Lineage: Eukaryota; Metazoa; Chordata; Lepidosauria; Squamata; Pythonidae.
CGUUCCGCCCUCGCCAGCUCAAGAUGCUGCGGAACGGCGCUGCCGGAGGCGCCUCCUCGUUCAGUGCCGCCGCCCGGCCUGUGCGCGUCUGGUGCGAUGGAUGCUAUGAUAUGGUACAUUAUGGACACUCCAACCAGUUGCGACAAGCUCGUGCAAUGGGAGAUUAUCUGAUUGUGGGAGUCCACACAGAUGAUGAAAUAUCCAAACAUAAAGGCCCCCCUGUCUUUACUCAGGAAGAAAGAUACAAAAUGGUGAAGGCCAUCAAGUGGGUAGAUGAAAUUGUUCAAGGAGCUCCUUAUGUCACAACACUGGAAACUCUGGAUAAAUACAACUGUGACUUCUGUGUACAUGGGGAUGACAUCACACUUACUGCAGAUGGCAAGGAUACGUACGAGGAAGUGAAGAAAGCUGGGAGAUAUAGGGAGUGUAAACGCACCCAGGGAGUGUCCACCACAGAUCUGGUUGGCCGGAUGUUGCUUAUGACCAAGGCCCAUCACAGCAACAUUGCUGAAGAUACAGAUUAUCGGAAGCAUGCAGAUAACCUAGGGAAGUGCCCUAAAGGUCACAGUCCCUGGACCGGAGUUUCUCAGUUUCUGCAAACAUCUCAGAAGAUCAUCCAAUUUGCAUCUGGCAAGGAGCCACAACCUGGAGAUACCAUAAUCUAUGUGGCUGGUGCCUUUGAUCUCUUUCAUGUAGGUCAUGUGGAUUUUCUGGAGAGAGUGCAUCAAAUUGCAAACCGACCGUAUAUAAUUGUUGGGCUGCACUUUGACCAAGAAGUGAAUCUCUAUAAAGGCAAGAACUAUCCCAUAAUGAAUGUCCACGAGCGAACCCUCAGCGUUUUGGCCUGCAGAUAUGUUUCUGAAGUAGUGAUUGGAGCUCCCUAUUCAGUCACUGCGGAUCUGCUGGAUCAUUUCAAGGUGGAUCUUGUGUGCCAUGGGAUGACUGAGGUGGUACCUGACAAGGAUGGAUCAGACCCGUAUGAGGAACCCAAGAGACGUGGUAUUUUCCAGCUGGUAGACAGUGGCAACAAUCUUACCACCGAUCUGAUAGUGAAAAGAAUAAUUAAGAACAGGCUGGAAUUUGAAGCUCGGAAUCAGAAGAAAGAAGCAAAGGAACUGGCUGUUCUGGAGGUCAUGAAAAGAAAGGAGGAAGCAGCCCAACAGAAGACAGGUCUAAGGGACCAAGAGAGUUAGCAUGGAGAAGAGUGCAGGAGAAUCCUCCUCCUCCUGGAGCUGCAAAUUUCUCCUCGAUGCUGCUGUCCUUUCUGAAUUAGGCCUGUGGUCACAUUUUCCUGCCUUUAAGUACAUCAGCUGCCCAUAGGGAAGAGCCAGAUGGAUGCUGCUAUCUAGUUAGUCGGGAAGUUUUAAACAUGGUCCUUCCAAUAACCAGUUUUAAUUUUGAUGAAAGUUAGCAAUCUUGUGUGGGUUUUAUCUUCUGGCAUUUCUGACCUAAUGGAACUAGGGAAUUGGGAAUCCUCUCAGCAAACCUUCUGAAAUUUAUAUAUCUCAAAGCAUCUCUUUAAUUUGUGCCUGCCAGAGAUAAUUUUCAAAUAUAUCAAACCAUCCUUUCUGGAUUCAGGGUCCUUUGUUAACAGCAACAGUUGCUGAAGUUUGGCUGGAUGCUAUUGGAGGUUGCUCCUUUUCCAGGAAACAGGAUGCAGCCAUACUUGCCACUAUAUUUCCCAGCUAAGUAUAUCUGGAAAAAAAGAACUGCAAUUGUAUACACUGCCUUACAUCAGAAUCUUUCCAUAUUGUAAUUGUGGAAGGAGUUCAGUGGGCUUCUCUAAUUUCAGAUAAUGCUCUCCUUACUUUAUGUAGAGAUAAGUCUGUUGAGGCCCGUAGCUAAGCAGGAAGGCUGCAGUACUAAUUGCUCUCAUAGCACGAAAAUAUGGUGUAAAUCUUUGGAAAUCUCACUAUGGCUGAAGCUGAUUUUCAGAAGCUCCAUAUUGAUCCUGAGUUACAUCCUGGGGAAGCAUACUGUCCCUUGUAUGUAAAUGCUUUGUACUGCUAACAUUGGGUGCUUUGUGAUGAAGCCUGAAGUUUCUUUCUCACACAUGAUGGGGAACACAUGGGGGCCACAUAUGAGGAUGGGGUUCUUUCCCACCCAAACAGGCUCCUUUCUAUCUUUCUCUUGUACAUUUUCAGCCAUGGAUAUUAAUAAAAUGUUGAUGACUUGCA